Messenger RNA from Ipomoea triloba (trilobed morning glory), 636 nucleotides. RefSeq names its product ATP-dependent DNA helicase PIF1-like. The coding region runs from base 1 to 636 and encodes 211 amino acids. The record is from RefSeq and is a predicted model, not a curated record. Gene Ontology annotation, molecular function: RNA-DNA hybrid ribonuclease activity; nucleic acid binding. Lineage: Eukaryota; Viridiplantae; Streptophyta; Magnoliopsida; Solanales; Convolvulaceae. The transcript is spliced from 2 exons.
AUGGGACUUUGUAAUGGUACAAGAUUGAUCAUUACUAAGUUAUCUGAUCAUGUUGUAGAAGCAAAGAUUGUCAGAGGCCACAGUGCCGGUAAUGUCGUGUUGAUACCAAGGAUGUCCAUGACUCCAACUGAUACAAGAUUGCCAUUUAAAUUUCAAAGAAGGCAAUUUCCCCUAAUGCUGUCAUAUGCAAUGACUAUCAACAAGAGCCAAGGACAGACUUUAACACACGUCGGGCUACUACUAAAGAAACCCGUAUUUGUUCAUGGUCAACUAUAUGUGGCUGCUUCAAGGAUUAGUAACCCUUCUGGGUUAAAAAUUCUAAUACCCAAUGAAGGAGGUAAGAGUAGUAACUACACUACCAAUGUUGUGUACCAUGAAAUGCUCGAGGUGGUUACUCGUGCUGCUGCAAAUGGUGUGACUCUUUCUCCAUUUGGGAUACUCAUUCAGGAAAUUAAGAUGUUGAUUCAGCAGCUUCCUCAAGUUAGUUUUGUGUUUGUUCCUCGAACUGGAAAUGGAUCUGCUCAUGUUUUAGCACGAAAAGCUCUUUGUAAUCCAGGGGUAGAAAGGAUCGAAUGGUCUGAUUCUAUUCCUUCUUUUCUGUCUGUUUCAGUUUGUAAGGAUACUGGUAAUGCUUAA